Perkinsus marinus ATCC 50983 is the source of this 309-nucleotide messenger RNA. RefSeq lists its product as hypothetical. Bases 1 to 309 code for a protein of 102 amino acids. The transcript has a single exon. Lineage: Eukaryota; Perkinsozoa; Perkinsida; Perkinsidae. The record is from RefSeq and is a predicted model, not a curated record.
AUGGUCAACAGCACUCUCAACGUAAUGGAGAAGAUGCGUGCUGAUGCUCUCUCGCGUAUCAAUCCAUCAACCUACACUCGACAAGUCGCACGACGACGUCUAUUCAAGGUUGGUGACUCCGUGAUGAAGUGGGUCCGUAACGUCGACCCCCUUACUCCUUCAUGGAGAGGCCCUCUACUGGUUCAACAAGUACUUGGCGAUUCUACUUACAAGCUUUCCGACGGCACUGUUCAAGAUUCCAGAAAUAUACGGAAGUACUUCGGUAAAGCCCAGAAUAUGAAUCCCAUUACUAUUGCAUAUAUUCAGUAG